Molecule: messenger RNA, 1694 nt
Organism: Mizuhopecten yessoensis (Yesso scallop)
Lineage: Eukaryota; Metazoa; Mollusca; Bivalvia; Pectinida; Pectinidae
Product: sepiapterin reductase-like
Exons: 3
Coding region: 88-897 (269 amino acids)
Biological process (GO): tetrahydrobiopterin biosynthetic process
Molecular function (GO): sepiapterin reductase (NADP+) activity
Source: RefSeq, a predicted model, not a curated record
AACCUACACCGGUUCUAACGCUGACCCAGAUCAAUAUUAAGACUGUACUUUGUCAUAGUGUGGUAUACGUAUACGUGCAGCAUAGACAUGGCAGACGCGACACGAGACCUAUUUGUGAAGAAGAGCUUUGUGGUUAUAACCGGAGCCAGUCGUGGGCUCGGUAAAUGUAUCGCCUCUAAACUGGUGGCCAAUCUUCCGCGCUCAUCGUUUUUUCUCUUUCUAUCGCGGAACAAUGCUGCACAAGAAAUCGUGGCAUCUGAAUUGUCGACGUCAUAUCCGGGUGCACAGAUCGGAAGCUGUAAAUUCGACCAAGGACAUCUGGACCAGAACAUAUUUGAUACGUUAUUCACAGACGUUAUUAAGAAGCAUGAUUUGAACGUUGGUGAUUUCGAGCAAGCAGUGAUUGUACACAACUGUGCAACUGUUGGGGAUGUUUCUAAAUAUGCAUGGGAAAUGAUGGAAGUGGCGUCAUUACAGAAGUUCUUUGAUGUCAAUGUUACUGGUAUGAUCCUACUUAACUCUGCAUUUUUCAAAACGUUUAGCGGUACAAAGAGUCGGCUUAUUGUGAAUAUGACUUCUGACAACUCCAAAAUACCUUACCCAACGAUGAGUACAUAUUGUGCCUCAAAGUCCGCACGCGACAUGUAUUUCCGUGUUCUGGCUUUGGAGGAUCCUUCCAUCCGGGUAUUGAGCUACUCGCCCGGACCAUGUGACACUGACAUGCUGGCCAACGUUCGGGACAAAUCGUCUAACAAAGAGUUCGCAGACGACAUUAAAAAGUUCUAUAGUGAGGGUAAAGUGUUGACCUGUGACACCUCGGCUGACAAACUGGUUGCAGUCCUGAGGAAAAACACUUUCAAGAACGCCGAGCACGUGGAGUAUGAUGACCCGCUGUAGUGACUUGACGGGGCUGUUGCUGUGGAAACAAUAGUCAUGGCUGUCUAUUGUGGAGAUACUAGAAAUAGUUUGCUUAUAACUUUUAGAAGUACGAAUAUGUGGAAUAUAUAUUAGAAUUACCAAUUGUAAGACAGAAAUUAGUGACUUGAAAUGCUGAUCAAUGAUUUUGUUUUUCACACAUGGAAGAUAAGCGGCACAUUAGGUCAUUUGAUCAGACAAUGUGACGUAUGUGACACUAUGGGUUUACCCAAUAGUUAACUUAAUUAAUUAAUGUGAUUAAUGUAUGUUAGAUUCAUCCUAUAUUUGGAUUGUAAGUCGUGCGCUAGUCGAGGUCAGUAAUGUGUCAGGUGACAGUAGUCUAAAGGGUAUAUGUAAUACGUAGAGUAAUUAUAGUCACAUAUGUAUGUACCAAAGGUCUAUGGUGACAGGUUUAUAGGUAUGAGGACAGAUGGUGGCUGUAGGCAAUGAGAUAACAUAUGUACUGGAAAACGUAUUUAACGGGAUGCAUCCCAUAUUCAGGGAGUCGGGAAUUAGCCAUGAGAAGGACAGGUCAAUUUGGACCAAGGUUCAGAGAGACAGAGUAUGGGGAGUGUGGCCAUGGUUUGGCACAUGCCUAGUUACUUAGCUCGAAGUCAGAGACACAACGUGAAGUAUUACUAUACGUAGAAGAGAUGUUGUAACCACCUGUACAUGUACUUGUAAUGAGAUUGUUGAUUCACGUCUAUGAAUAAACAUCACUAUUAUCAACUGUUACGUGUGUUUACGACUGCUGUGUUACACUUACCAGUAUUGACUAC